AUGGCCGUGUCGUCUCAGCCGUUAACACGGGAGACUGCCAAUCCCAAUGCCGCGACUGCCGCCGCAUCUGCCUUUUUGCGACGGGAAACAACACCUUCUCUAUCAUCAGCUGCUGCUGCUGCGGCUCUUAAAGCUCGACCUGCAACACCCACCAAUGUGUCCCAAGUUCAAUCAAAACGAGUUUCGCGCAGGAGCGCAUCCGUGUCAUCCACGGGAAGUAGGGACAGGAGGAGUCGGGAUCUUCAUCGAUCGCCGAGCGCGAGCUCCAUGACAGAGCGAACCUUUCGAUCUCCGUCGCCUUCGCCAGCCAGGAGGCCCGCUCCGCAAACCCAAGAUGUUCCUCCGGUUCCAAAGAUACCCCACCAUGAGCAUACGAAAGCCGACGCAAAGAUCCCGGCUCACAAGCGAGCGACAAGCCUGCAAACCCAAAACUUUCAAACAGCAAGUCAGAAGCUGAAGAAUGGCCAAGGAUCAUGGUUCGGUGCCGCUACGGCUGGCGACUUGUCUAAUAUCCGUCGAGCCGCUGUAGCUGAUAAACGGGCCUCCGCAGACAUACGGCCCAGCAGCCCUAACUCGAUCAACUUCUCGUAUCCUCGCUCCCUGACAGAUUCACCAGAUCCUUCAAAUUCCACCAUGGUGUACGAUCCAAACUCUAGGCGAAUGAUACCUCAGGUACAGCUUCUGAUGGUCGAUCAAAAUGUCCGGGACGCAUCGGAGAAACCCGUCCGGAAGCCAAAGCAUGAAGGAUCAAGGAGCGGCACACAUCUUGCCAAGGGAACGGUAGGACGACUAAAAGGCACGGCGGUUGAAACGACCUCUCCGCCAGCUAAGGCAGUCCAAACUACACAAAGUUCGACAGGUACUUAUAUGGCAGUCACGCAGCAAUCUGAGGACGCCAAGCAGACCAGCCAAGCAGAGGCUGAUCCGGAAUCGGAUGAUGAGAUUGAGCCAGAGGCUAGACAGGGUCGCACGCCCGACUCAUCAAGGGAGCAGACACUGGCUGAACAAGAGCCAGAACUAGAUGCUGAGAAACUCACACAACCAAAUCGUGCCAUUGAAAGCCAAGCCAGAGUGACCAAACCCGAUGGUUCAGUCAGGAAGCGGCCUUCUGUGGUACAUGAAGCCUCCGAAUUGGAGGAGGACCAACAUGAAGAUAUCGUGACAACGAUGUCUGUGGAACGUCCAAUGGAUAAGGUUGAUGCGAUACCCGUCAAAUCAACUUCGCCACCUCAGCAGGCACAGGAAACAAUACAUACUCCAGCGCUGGUGGAUCAAUCUAGAGAAACUGUGCGCCGAAAUCGCGUACAUUCCGAAAGCCCUGCUAGAAGCCCUGGUCGCACAACACAUUUUGCGUCCAAGACCGAUCAGCUUCUCGUUAGGCACGAGCCGCCUCCCCGAUCUUUAUCACCUCGCAAAUCUGCACUCAAGUAUUCCAGCCCCCGCGAUGCCUCCCCUUCAGAGGACGGUUCCGACGCUUCCGCCGCUUGGUCCGGUAUGGCUUCCCGUGAAGACUCGGAGCUUUCCAGAAAAAAGAGUGUGAGAAUGAGCUUCGACGAAGGCAACACAGCGGUCAUAGGGGAAUCUGUCCCCACAUCAGAUACCGAUUCGCCGCAAGUUGCAAGUCCACAGUCAAAGAAGCCAUGGCACAGUAUCAUGGGGCGAAACAAGAGGGAUUCGAUAACCUUGGAUGAGGAAGAGACAAUGACACCUCGUCCUGCCCUCCCCUCCUUUGGGAGUAUCCGCGAGAAGAAGGUCAAAGAACCUGAGGAGCGGCCUCUCGUCCGUCCCAUGGAACGAUCCACUUCACCUCUAGCAUCAAACAGCCAAUCCUCGGCUCAUGAUGUGGCACAUUCAAGCGACCAAGUUGCUGGGGAGCCCCUACCUCCUGUUGUCACUUCUGUCGAUGGUCAAGAUUAUAUCAGCAAUAGUGAUCUGAGUUCAGACGAAGAAUCUGAAACGGAUACACCAUUAAGAACACAAGUUUCCACCCAAUCUACGUACGAAACGCAAUCAACUGCCAACUGCUCAUCAAGUCCCCACGAGAAUGAUUCUGCGAAAUCUAGUCCUAGCGAAACCAUACCAACUAUCUCGAUCAUUCAACCUAGUCCUCGAAUUCCCGACGAAGACCAACCUGAGUCGCCACAGGACUUCUUUGAUGUUCCAGGAGAGUUUACUGCAGAUACGACUAGAACUUCCUCUAAUGAGGCAGGGAUGUCAGACAGCAGCAAGGCCGCUCCCCUUGAAUCCAAUGUGAAGCAGUCUGCUGCAGGUGCUGAAACGUCAGCACCGAUUGCGACUCGGCGAUCCUUUGAUUCGACCAGCGCAGUAUCUUCUAGCUCACAGAUGCACGAUAUACAAGAAGAGCCUGAAGAGUCUGAUGGCAGCAGCAUCUACAGUGAUGCUUAUGAGGAUCUUUCCGACAUGGAGGGAGAUGGUUUCUUGUCCUUGGAUGCUGUCGUCGACAGCCCUGUCGAAUCGACGUUCUCUCAAAAGGUGUUUGAAAAGGCUAUCGUCAGAUCUAAGGAAGCUGCCAUUUCUCAGCAGAAAUCGCCCACAGAGGGUGCACCUGGGAAGCCAUCGCAUCCGUCUAGCGACUGGGAGACUGCAAAGGCAUACUGGAGGAGCUUGAGUCCAAAGGACAGACGUCAGCUGGAGAGGGAGGCUAUGGAGGACUCUGACGAGGAACCCGCUCCACAAGAAACAGUUCAACGAUCAAAGCCGAAGUCAAAGUCCAAGCCCAAACAAAAGCUCGUUGAAGAUCCAACGCAAGAAUCCUUGAAAGAACCACAAGAAUCGCCAAUAUCGGACAUGCUUCGCGACCCAACCCGCGUGUAUCAAAUUCAGCCAGGCACAACCUGGCCACGGGAUGGGGUUCAAAAGCCUCGCGUGAAGGCUUCUACACAAGACAAGCCAAAAUCAACUGGUGGUGCAAAACUCCGAAAGUCUAUGCGGGGUUCUGCAGUCGCAACACCUGAGCAGUCUGAACCUGUUCAGACCGGCAGCAUGCGCAAAUCUAUGAGAUCUGGUGCUGCCCCCUCGAGCCCACAAAACUCACACAGUGGAACAUUACGCAAGUCUCUUCGUCCAGAGCCUGAGGCUGCCACUGCCGUUCUUGCUGAUGUUGUUGAUGGUACAGGCAUGCGUAAGUCGCUCAGAGGUAAUGGUUCAGCUGCCAAUGGACAGAAAAUGGCGUCGACGUUGAGGAAUGGUGCUCGACCUACUUCCUAUCAACCAGCAGCCACAUCAGAAACGGUUCAAACUCAACGACGUACACAUUCAGAGGAUAGAGGACAUACUAUGCGAAACGCUCCGAAGCCAGCUCUCUCACGCAGAGGUUCUGACUCAAGUGAAAGCAGCUUCCGACGUGCAAAGACUGGAGGAGAAGGCACAGGCUUUCGUAGAACUAUGCGAGGAACAACACGGGAACCAGCAGCAACACCACAUCCGCCAGAAAGUGCAAGGGCAAGCAGUCGAUUCAGUCUGCGAUCUCUGUCACCUACCGGAUCAGCUUUUCGCCGUAAUUCUAAUACGAGCUCGCCUCCUCCAGUUGCAAUGAGCGGUCGAAUGCGAUCGUCACUGCGUGCCGAGCCCAGUGAUGCUGGGUCCUCUCGCAUGCUCUCUGGAUUUGGUCGCUCCGCGAAGGGCAAGAAGUCAAAGGGUGGUAGCCGUUUUGAUGACUCGAGCGAUGAGGACGACAGUCGCCCAGCGUUCCGAAGUCGCUUCGUGGACUCAAGUGACGAGGAUACUCCUUCGCCCCGACCCAAACAGAAACGUGUACCCAAAACAAUGCGGAGCACCGCUUCAAACAAUGCUGCCGCUGCCACCACGAGUGUCCCUGCUCCUCGGGCUGCUGUCCAGGACUCCCCUGACCUCCCGGACAGUGAUGACGAGGAAGAGCAACCGCAACAGAACAUCACUUCUAACGGAACAACUAACGCAGCUCCUCGACCUACCACAGCUAUGAUGCGAAAUGGCUCUGGUCGGGAUAGUAUAGGGGUGCUGACUGGAAGCGCUGAGCCUGCAGGUGCACGACCAGGCCACAAGCGUCGAGGCAGCUUCAUGUCAGCAAUCCUGCGCCGCAAGAAGGAUCCUGCUGGCAAGAUCUCCCGCGCUACAAGCGAAAGUGCGUCACGUCGAGAUACUCACCUAGAGCGAGGACCAGAGCGUCUUGCAUUCAUCAGAAGCAACAGUGAGAGCCAGGCGCACAGCUCACGUCUUCAUAAACGCGGGUCAAACUGGCCUCUACAAGACCAUGAACAUGCCCAUGAAGAUGAGGAGCAGUUUGACGACGGCUCCCAGAACACAUACGUCGUCGACGAAGAAAAGCGGCCGUCUACCGCUGGCGGUCUCGGCUUAACUCCAUCCUCUCCGACAACUAAGGCAGGCUUCCUCAAACGUCGCAGUACUUCUCAUAGCCAAAUCGGCUCCUCCAAUGCCAUAGCGGCCUCGGUCGAUGGUUCCGAGGUUGGCACACCCAAAAAGAAGAAGUUUGGGGUACUACGCAGGAUGCUCAAGCUUGACGAAUAA
This is a messenger RNA of Fusarium sp. VM40, 4527 nucleotides long. Lineage: Eukaryota; Fungi; Ascomycota; Sordariomycetes; Hypocreales; Nectriaceae. The record is from the annotation of a GenBank genome assembly.